Messenger RNA from Oryza brachyantha (malo sina), 1279 nucleotides. RefSeq names its product secretory carrier-associated membrane protein 6. Gene Ontology annotation, cellular component: recycling endosome membrane; trans-Golgi network membrane. The record is from RefSeq and is a predicted model, not a curated record. The transcript has 12 exons. NCBI's taxonomy places the organism in Eukaryota, Viridiplantae, Streptophyta, Magnoliopsida, Poales, Poaceae. Gene Ontology annotation, biological process: protein transport. Bases 133 to 945 code for a protein of 270 amino acids.
ACUCGAGUCCAAGCCAAAGCCAACCUGACGCACGCCACUUUCCCCGCCGUUCCUCCACCUCCACCUCCACGCGCGGCGCGGCGCGGCGCUAGGAUAGGAAGGAGCGGCGACGCUACGGCCGGCGGCGGCGGGAUGCAUCACGACCCCAACCCCUUCGACGAGGGCAACGCCGACGACAACCCCUUCUCCAAUGGGGGAGGAGGGCGCGGCGGCAGGCAGCAGUAUGGGUUCCGCCCCACGGAGCCCGCGGGGUUUGGCGCCGGCAGGGGUGACGCCACCGUCGACGUCCCGCUCGACACCAUGGGCGACUCCAAGAGCAAGGCAAGGGAGCUCUCAUCAUGGGAAUCAGAUCUGAAGCGGCGCGAGGCGGAUAUCAAAAGGAGGGAGGAAGCACUGAAGAAUGCUGGAGUGCCAAUGGAGGAGAAGAACUGGCCACCAUUCUUUCCAAUCAUUCACCACGACAUUGCCAAUGAGAUACCAGCCAAUUUGCAGAAAUUGCAGUAUCUUGCAUUUGCUAGCUGGCUUGGAAUCGUGCUUUGCCUCUCAUGGAAUUUCAUCGCUGUCAUAGUCUGCUGGAUCAAGGAGGGAGAUUCGAAGCUGUUUUUCCUUGCCACUAUCUAUGCUUUGCUCGGAAUUCCCCUGUCAUACUUGAUAUGGUAUAGGCCUCUCUAUCGUGCUAUGAGGACUAACAGUGCGUUCAGCUUUGGAUGGUUCUUCCUCUGUUACCUGAUCCACAUUGGUUUUUGCAUUAUUGCUGCCAUUGCCCCGCCAAUUGUGUUUCAUGGAAAAUCAUUAACGGGCAUACUGGCUGCCAUCGAUACCUUCUCUGAGCAUGUGAUAAUUGGGAUCUUUUACUUUGUGGGGUUUGCGCUGUUUUGCUUAGAGACUCUGCUGAGCAUUGGAGUUCUUCAGAGAGUGUACAUGUACUUCAGAGGGAACAAGUGAAGAUAUUCAUCAUGAUGGAAAGUUUCCGGUGUCCACCAGUAGCACAUCUCUUCAUGCAGCGGGUCUGUGCAUACAUAUGUCACCUUGAGAAUGUCUCUUCAUGUCAGUUUUAUUAUAAAAUCCUUUCAAUCUGGUAUUGGGUAGGUAGUUAGCAUAAAUCAUCAUAGGUUUGUUCUGGAACGAGAUGUUUGGAUUAUUGGCAAACUGUAGCUCGUAUGUGAUUGGGUGGAUCGCUGGGUUGCCCGUUUGUUUAGGUCUAUUCUCGAAACGCAAAAGUGCAAACCAGACCUCUGGAUCAUAUAUAUGCACCCUUGGGAUUGUUCGAUUGCUGCCG